Messenger RNA from Phycomyces blakesleeanus NRRL 1555(-), 267 nucleotides. RefSeq lists its product as hypothetical. Gene Ontology annotation, biological process: spliceosomal snRNP assembly; mRNA 5'-splice site recognition; mRNA splicing, via spliceosome. Lineage: Eukaryota; Fungi; Mucoromycota; Mucoromycetes; Mucorales; Phycomycetaceae. Gene Ontology annotation, molecular function: pre-mRNA 5'-splice site binding; zinc ion binding. The transcript has 4 exons. Gene Ontology annotation, cellular component: nucleus; U1 snRNP. The record is from RefSeq and is a predicted model, not a curated record. Bases 1 to 267 code for a protein of 88 amino acids.
AUGCCAAAGUAUUAUUGUGAAUACUGCGAUAUUUUCCUGACACACGACAGUUCCUCUGUACGCAAGGCUCAUAAUGCGGGCAAGAACCAUGUAUUGAAUGUUAGAAAUUAUUAUGCAGAGAUUGGACAAGACAAAGCACAAGCGAUCAUUGAUGAAAUCACAAAAGCAUACGAGAAUUCUGCAUCAGGUAAAAAUACGAGAAAAGGGAAUCAGCAAUUUAGAAAAAAAGGGAGAAAGAGAGAUCAUAACUGUAUAAAUUGCGUAUAG